AUGCUUCUACAAAGCACUUUGAAGAGUGGAAGCUACAACAAACUCCACAGUUUCAAACACAUAAUCAAUGGCUUCUCUGUCCACACAACUCCUUCUCAGGCGAAAAGACUGAAAGCUACGCCGGGAGUGAAGUUGGUAGAGAAAGAUAGAGGAGUGAAGAAAAUGACAACAUAUACUCCUAAUUUUCUUGACUUGCCAAAAGGAGUUUGGGCAGAAGAAGGAGGAGAGAAAAAUGCAGGUGAUGGAGUGGUUAUUGGUGUUAUUGAUAGCGGCAUUAAUCCACUUCAUCCAAGCUUCGGUUCGCAAACUUUCAGUACAAAUGUCUCUCACUUUUCUGGUGCUUGUGAGACUGGUCCACACUUUCCACCUGAAUCUUGCAAUGGAAAGAUUGUUUCAGCUAAAUAUUUCUCAGCUGGUGCUCAAGCUACUCCUAAAUUUAAUGCUUCUGUUGAUUUUCUUUCACCUUUUGAUGCAGAUGGACAUGGCAGUCAUGUGGCAUCUAUUGCUGCUGGAAAUGCUGGUGUUCCUGUCCAAGUCAAUGGUUUUUGUUAUGGGCGAGCCAGCGGAAUGGCACCACGCGCAAGGAUUGCUGUUUAUAAAGCUAUCUACUCAUCCGUGGGAACUAUGGCAGAUGUUGUUGCAGCUAUAGAUCAAGCUGUACAAGAUGGAGUAGAUAUCAUAUCACUCUCUAUUGGACCAAACAGACCACCACAAGAUACAUUAACAUUUCUCAGCAUCUUUGAUAUUUCUUUAUUAUUUGCAAGAAAAGCUGGAGUUUUAGUAGUUCAAGCCGCAGGUAAUAAUGGUCCAUCAUCUUCAAGUGUAGUAUCAUUCAGUCCAUGGAGUGUCGGUGUUGCCGCUUGCAACACAGACAGAAGAUACACUUCUUCAAUCCUUCUUGGAAAUGGUCAAACAAUAGACGGCGUUGGACUAUCAGGACCAAGUUUUGGAAAUGGGACAAUUCUCCGUAAACUUGUAUUCGCUAAGGAUGCAGUAAAAAUAAAUGGAACAUUCCCAAAUACUCCUGAGUACUUAGAAGAGUGCCAGCAUCCAGAAGCUUUGGAUCCUAUUAAAGUGUUUGGAAGUAUCAUAAUAUGCAAUUUCUCUGAAGGAUUCCUUAAUGGAACCUCAACAGUUGCUGGCAUUAUCAGCACCGCCAAGGCUCUAGGAUUCGAGGGUUUUAUUCUGACUGCAAAUCCGAGCUACGGCGAUUAUAUUGCAGAGCCGAUUCCUUUUCCUAUUCCUGGUAUCUUGAUUCCUUCUGUAGCUGAUACCAAGGCUAUCGAGAAAUAUCACGAAGAACACACAAAGAGGGACGAGAAAGGAACUGUUACAGAACAUGGUGCUAUGGCGUCUAAAGCGGAAGGAAGAGUUGCCUAUUUCAAAGGGCGAUCACCGGUUGUUAGUAGAUUUUCGUCGAGAGGUCCAGAUAUCAUUGAUGCAAAAAAAAAUCUUGCUGAUGUACUUAAACCUGAUAUUCUAGCUCCAGGGCACCAAAUAUGGGCUGCAUGGAGCCCUAUUAGUGCCAAACAACCUAUGCUAACAGGACAUGAUUUUGCAUUAUUAUCUGGUACCAGCAUGGCAGCGCCUCACGUGGCUGGAAUCGCGGCUCUGAUCAAGCAAUAUAAUCCAUCAUGGAGUCCAUCUAUGAUAGCAUCUGCAAUCACCACAACCGGCAAAAAGUAUGACAAUCUUGGCGAUCCUAUGAUGGCCGAAGGCUAUGAGGUCAACACAUCGCAUCCAUCCACUCCUUUUGAUUUUGGGGCGGGCAUUGUAAACCCUAGUCGUGCCAUUGAUCCCGGCUUGGUGCUCCCAUCAGAUUUUCAAGAUUUCAUCAGCUUCUUGUGCUCUUUGCCAAACAUCGAUCCGAGUACAAUAACAACAGCAACCGGAGAACCAUGCAACAAUCCAUUUGAUUAUCCAUCUAAUUUAAACCUUCCAUCAGUGACAAUAUCUGCACUAAAAGGAUCAAUUUUUGUGAGAAGAACUGUGAUGAAUGUAGGGAACAGCACAGAGACAUACUUGGGCUCCGUUCUACCUCCUAAUGGAACUUCAAUUAACUUGAAUCCAACUUGGUUUACCAUAAGUCCACAAGCAACACAAGAUCUGGAAAUACAUAUCAAUGUGAAUCAACCAAUGGAAAAUUUUAGCUUUGGUGAAAUUGUUUUGACAGGAAGUUUGGAUCACAUAGUAAGAAUAACUUUGUCGGUUCUGCCCGUUUCAUUAGAGGAACAUAAAUUGUAA
This is a messenger RNA of Lathyrus sativus (Indian pea), 2244 nucleotides long. The record is from the annotation of a GenBank genome assembly. Lineage: Eukaryota; Viridiplantae; Streptophyta; Magnoliopsida; Fabales; Fabaceae.